This is a messenger RNA of Maylandia zebra (zebra mbuna), 1658 nucleotides long. RefSeq lists its product as uncharacterized. NCBI's taxonomy places the organism in Eukaryota, Metazoa, Chordata, Actinopteri, Cichliformes, Cichlidae. The record is from RefSeq and is a predicted model, not a curated record.
CCCCUGACACACGCUUCGACACACAGGACAUCACUAUCUUACAGGGCUUGGGCGCGUGAUGUCACGGGGUGGGCGUGGAAAGUCUUUUGGGCUGAUGCGCCAUAUUUCAGGGCUCAAGCGAAAGAGGAGCGAAAGCACACACAUCAGCCAUGGUUCGUAACUGCUGCGUGAUCGGCUGUAAUGUUCGAUCACACGACCGGCAAGGGAAGAAGCUUGGAAAUGGUUUAUCUUUUCAUUCUUUCCCCACCUGGAAGCAGCAUGAGGGAGCUCAUAUAGCGGACCUUACCAAAAGAAGGCGUCUAGCCUGGAUAGCAGCCGUGGGACGACUUGAUCUCCAGUUCUCUUCCAUCUCCAAAUAUCUGUUGGUGUGCUCCCGACAUUUUCACUCCGGGAAGCCUGCCUAUGAAAUGGAUCAAACAAAUCCAGACUGGGUACCAACGCUACACAUGAACUCCGAAAAAAGACGACGAACGCAAGGACAACAACAAAGAGCACUAGUCGGAGGCAGAAAGGCAGAGGAGGCAUCUGCAGAGAAGAUAAGAAGAAAAAUGAGACUGGAUGUGUUCAACAGAAGACAGACAGCAAAGCUACAACGGAUAGCACAAAUCAAGCUAUCUGCAGAAGGCAUCCCUGCAAGGGACCCAGCAGCCAAGGAUGCAGGACCAACAACCCUUGAUGGUCGAAGGAGGCUUUUUAAAGGUGCUGUCCCGACACUUUUUCAGUGGAAUAAUUAUAAAGUUGAACCAACGCAGAGUAGUGUUUGGGAGAGAACGGAGCGAGAACCCCCUGAACUAGUUCAUCCUGGGGAUCAAGGUCAGCACAGUGUUACAGGAGAUCAUGACUACUGCUCAGUCCCUGAGCCAUCAGCAGAAGACCUGUCCAAAGACGUGGAGAGUCUGAGGAAGGAAAUACAGGCGUUACGUGUCCAGCGAGAGUUUGGGUUACAGCGGUUUGCUGGCUCUGACACUGACAUCCAAUUCUAUACCAGAUUUCCAAGCUAUGAUCAUUUGAUGGCAUUCUGGGUUUUGAUUGAGCCUUGCAUCUAUAAGAUGAUCCGGGCUUCAAGACCCAAGUCAGCUGCCAACACGGACGAAGAAGUGUUGACACCUGCACGCACACAAACGAGGCAGCUGCUCCAGCCAAUCGACGAGUUCUUUCUUUUCCUGGUUUUCCUGUCUGUUGGUCUGAAGGAGAGGGACCUGGCUCAUCGAUUCAACAUACACCAGUCCACAGUGAGCAGCAUCAUUGCAACAUGGACAAGUUUUCUUGCCACUGCACUGGGGUCUCAGUGCAUCUGGCUUACACGUGCAGAAGUGCAAGCUUACCUCCCUAAGGAAUUCAAAGGUUUCUCAGACACCCAGGUGAUCCUUGACUGUACAGAGCUGAGGUGUCAGACACCAUCCUCACCACUUCUCCAGAGUGAAACGUACUCUUCAUACAAAUCCCACUGCACGAUGAAAGCCCUGGUUGGCAUAGCUCCACAUGGUCCAGUCACAUUCAUCUCUGAUCUGUACGCAGGUUCGGUUAGUGACAAGGAACUAUUCAAACAAUCAGGCAUUGCUGAGAAGUUGACUGAAGACAUGGCAGUGAUGGUAGAUAAGGGCUUCCUGAUCACAGAUGGUUGUAAAUGCAAGUGUACCGCCCCCUUUUGUAUCUAG